This is a messenger RNA of Daldinia vernicosa, 1600 nucleotides long. Its product is annotated as HAD-superfamily hydrolase. The coding region runs from base 192 to 1292 and encodes 366 amino acids. The record is from RefSeq and is a predicted model, not a curated record. NCBI's taxonomy places the organism in Eukaryota, Fungi, Ascomycota, Sordariomycetes, Xylariales, Hypoxylaceae. The transcript has a single exon. Gene Ontology annotation, cellular component: mitochondrion. Gene Ontology annotation, biological process: glycerophospholipid biosynthetic process.
GGGUGAAUUGUCUUAUUUGACGGCUUGACGCAUGUUUCGUCUCUACUAGUGUUUAUCGCACUGUCACAGGUUUGACAGGCUACUUAAAGAACUCGAUCUCGCAUCAGUGCUGCUUCUCUACUGUUCGAGCAACUCACAUUCCGAGACAUAGCAAUAAGAUAGGAAGAACCUAGUUGCUUUAUGUCGAAGGAAUGCCCGGAUUACAUAUAGCAAACGGGGCUGAACCCAAGAACUCCCAACCCGCGUUUGUAUUCGACAUCGACGGCGUGUUUAUAAGGGGCGAGAAGUUGAUCCCAGGAGCUCGCGAAACUAUUCAGCUGCUGCAGAGUCGCAACAGCCCUUUCAUCUUCCUAACAAAUGGCGGCGGACAUACGGAACAAAAACGAGUCGAGAAACUUAGCCAGCGACUAGGCCUUACCCUCGAUGCGAAACAGUUCGUACAGUCGCAUACCCCUUACCACGAUCUCGUGUCCGAGUAUGGCAACAAAACAGUUCUAGUCCUUGGAGCCCAUGGAGAUCAGAUUCGAGACCUAGCCCACAAAUACGGCUUCAAGAAGGUCCUCACGUCAUCUGAUAUCGUGGCCGAGCGUCCACUCAUCCACCCAUUCCGAGAGAUGACCAAGGCUCACCACGAAAAAUACGGGCGCAACAACAACAUACUGGACACCACGCCGAUAUCAGCCAUCAUGUUCUGGUCUUCGUCGCGCGACUUGGGCCUGGAUUUGCAGAUCAUCACCGACCUGCUAUUAUCGGCCGGCGGCUAUAUCGGCACCAAAUCGCCCAAGAACGGCGAUCCUUCCCUGCCUAACCACGGGUACCAGCAGGACAACCAGCCCAGGCUCUUCUUCUGCAACCCGGAUUUCCUCUGGAGCACCGAGUACCACGAGCCGCGGUUCGCGCAAGGCGCGGCCAUCGCAGCGCUCAAGGGCAUCUUUCACGAGAUGACGGGCGGCAAGGGCGAGCUGCUGUACACGAGCAUCGGCAAGCCGACGGAGACCACGUACGUCUACGCGGAGAAGGUGCUGCGCGAGUACGGCAGGAAGCUGGAUCCCGCCCGCGAGAUCGGCACCGUGUACAUGAUCGGCGAUAACCCGCGGAGCGACAUCGUCGGCGCCAAGAGCUUCAGGUCUAGGUGCGGAUAUAAGUGGAUGAGCGUGCUUGUCGAGACGGGCGUCUACGUGCCGGGUUCGGUGCCGGCGCAUCAGCCUGAUCAUACGGCGGCGGAUGUUAAGCAGGCGGUGGAGUGGGUGCUGAGGAAGGGGAAGGAGAAGCGCAUCAACGGAGCUGAGUGAGGUUUAUCAACAAGGUGUUGAUUCUCUGCUUAGGUAUUCGGCAUGGCGCAUCUAGACGGUAGUCUGGAGUUAUUACCUAUUGCCGGAGUUAUGGUCCAGCAUUUGCGGUUUCGCUUUAGAGAUCUCCAUUUCGGAACUAAGUGAGUGGCAUUUACCCCCAGGCAUAGCAAAUGGGAGGGCGGGCCCCUUUUUUACGUAGAUGCUUUGGUUUGGGACUCUGAUGAGCCGAUACCAUCUAUCUAGAUCAGGACCAUUUUUCCUAUUUUCUCUAGGUACUUGUUACAUAGGCGAAGGACACGAACUUGCAU